Molecule: messenger RNA, 3738 nt
Organism: Cyclospora cayetanensis
Lineage: Eukaryota; Apicomplexa; Conoidasida; Eucoccidiorida; Eimeriidae
Exons: 9
Source: RefSeq, a predicted model, not a curated record
AUGCAGGAGACUUUGCAGCAGCUUCAAGGCCUUAAACAGCGCCUCUCAGUUUGGACUCUUGGGGGUGGCAAGACUUCUGCCAAAGAGACGGUAGCCUGUGCAGGCGCAUAUUCGACCUCAGAGGUUCGUAUCACACCUGACGAAGGGCAGUAUAUACACUCCAGACCGGAGGAGGAGCAGGAGAAGCAGCAGCAGAGGUUACAAAAUUUGCGAGGACACUUUCGUGCUGACUAUCGUGCCGCCGCAGUAUGCGUCGUUUGCAGGCUUCCGAAAGGUCGUGGCGUCGCGUCAUCGUUUCUGAUGCGUCGUUGGGUGUGGGACUGCCGCUGUAUGCUGCAUGCAGGAUGCUCAAGGGGAGGGGUUUCUUUCGGAUGCGAAGGAGGAUGCGGCUACCCGCAAUGCUCAGCAGCUCCAAGAGCAGGUCCAGCAGGUGCAGCAGCAGGUGCAGCAGCAGCAGCCCAAGCAGCUCGUUGCAAAAAUCCAAGUGGUCCCGACGCUGCAGCUGCUGCGCAUCCGUGGCUAGGUAGCUGCCUGGGGGUGUAUCGAGAUCCUCUUGACAGGCGGCUGCAUGCGGCGUUGUUGCAGCAGCAGCAGCAUCAGGGAGGAGCAGGGGCCACCUGUGGCAGCAGCAGCUGCCGUCUCAGCGAUAGCAGCACGUGUGCCGAUGAUCCCUGCAGCUUCAAUGGACGCCGACGCAGUAUCGACAGUCUGACAAGCGAGACGGGCAGCAGCAGUCCAGGCAGCAGAAGCAGCAGCAGCGGACUCAGCUGUGGCGUUCUCCAUCAGCAGCAGCUUCUGCUGCAGCUUGCUGCCCCCUUUGAUCGCGUCGUUGCAGCUGAUGUGCGAAAAGCUGCGUCUCCCUCUGCAUCCGUCGCUGGUCUGCGUUCUUGCAGAGCCGCAGAUGCCUGCUUCGCUGCGUCGUCCGUCGAGCAGGCACAGCAGCAGCAACCCCACCACCAGCACCACCCGCGCGAGCAGCAGCAACAGCAGCCCCCCGAGCAUCAGCAGCAAACCCUGGGAACAACCUUCGACGGCAGCAACAUUGCCGCUGUAUGCGAGCCUUUCGCACGCGUUGCAGCAAGUGACCUCCGGAAAGCAGCUUCUGCCAUCUCAGCGGCACCGGGUUUAUCAUCUUGCAGUGCAGAGCUGCAACAGCUGCAACAACAGCAGCAACAGCAACAGCAACAGGAGAGCUCCAAAAUGCCCCCCGUCUCACGCUGCAGCACCGCCACUUCUUCGCCUAGCAGCGCUUCGAGAGAAUCUGCAACCGCAUCGGUGCCCGCUGCAGUUGCUGCUUCUGCUUCUGCUGCUGCAGAAGUUUGCGCAAGUCUAGAAGGGAAGGAUUAUCCCUUGGACAGUGCACCACUGAAACCUGUGAGCAGCAAUACUAACAGCAACAGCAACAGCAACGGCAGAAGCGAUGCCUCCUUGCAUCAGGGCAGGGGAGGAGCCAAGCGAGAGGACAGACAGCAGGCGUAUGGCGGCUCUAGCGCUGCUGUUGCCUUCCUUCAGCAACAACAGCAGCAGCAACAGCAACAGCAACAGCAACAGCAACAACAACAACAGCAAGCUUCUUCCUACGCUGCGGAAGAAACUGGUGUUCUUUCUCCCUCUUCUGCAGCGUCGGCAGUAGCACAAGCAGACGCAGCAGCCUCAACAGCCCCCGACAUGGCGUCAAGAAAUCGCCGUGUAUUCUCUUUCGGCAGUACCUGCACUGCUGCAGUUAGCAACAACGGCAGCUGGUUGUGUCCUGGAUAUCGCGUUCCAAUUGGUCCUUCUGGCAGCAACAACAGCAACAGCAACAACAGCAACAGUAACAACAGCAACAGUAACAACAGCAACAACAACAGCAGCAUGAACAGCAGCAGCAGCAGCAACGGCAACAGCAACAACACGAGCAGCAUGAACAGCAGCAGUGGCCAGCUCGCUUCUCCCAAUAGGCGUCACAGUGCAUAUCAAGUGGGGGGAGCACUCGGCAGUGGGGGGGAUGGCAGCAGUAGCGUCAGCAGCAGUCCUGCAGACGCGCCCCCCCUCUUCCUCAUAGGAGGAGGGGGAGCGGGAGGGGGAGGGGUGUUCACUGCAUCUGUCUCCUCGGCAGCAGAUGCAAAUGGAAGGCACAAUUUCUUCGUCGCGAAUGCUGCAGAUUCAGCCGCUGGAGCAGUGUGGGGAUCGUCUCGUCCUCGAGACGAGGCGCUCUGUAUGCCAUCCUUGGAAGGAUCCUUGAACACCUCGAGGACAGGCGCGCCUCCAGGUGUAUGGCCCUUCGCGUCUACAGCACAACAACAGCACGAGCAGCAGCAGGAGAGAGACAACGACGAGGCUGCUAGCCCACGGACAGGCGUCCUGGGGCUUCCAGAUAUCGCUGCAUGCAUUUUAGGAGUGGGGAACAGGCAGCUUGCCGCGCUUUCUUUCCAGCGGCAGCAGCAACAGUCUGAGCCACAGCAGCAACAACAACCCCUCCCCCCUCGCACGGACGGGUGUUACUGCUGGCGAUACACGCCGCCGCAGCAGCAGCAGCUGCUGCUGCUGCAGCAGCAGCAAAGGCAGCAGGGGCAGCCACUGUGCGCCAUCCUGCACGUUAUCCCGUCGGAAGUGCAGGUCUGUGAGCUGCGCUGGUGCUGGGGAGGCGAGUUAGUUGAGGACACGCAGCAGCAACUGCAACAGCUUCAGCAACAGGAUCGAGACUAUUGCCAUUCCAGCAUGCCCCCAAGACUGCAGCAGGAGCAACAGCAGCAGCCGCAGCAGUUGGUCUGCUACGGCGGCGCAUCGAUAUAUGGGGUUGCCUCUGGAGAGGGCUGCUGCCAUGAAAACAGGAGGGAUAGUCCGUGUGGCAGUGGCAGUAGUGAACCUGCGACGGCGAAUGUUGCUGCCAGUCUUGCGCAUCCUGCGCUGCUUCGCUGCCAUAGAGGAGAGAGUGUGGAGGUGUUGAUCCACCAGAAAGAUGGAUGGGUUUUUGGCAGCAUUCGCGGGGACCCCCAAAGGAAUGGCUGGUUCCCCUACUACCUCCUACACGACCCCCUGCGAUGGGCCGACCCAACUGCCAGGUCAGUCAGCAGCAGUAGCGGCAACGGCUCUGGCAGAAUUCCGACUUCCUAAUUAGCCCAUACACCAUCUUCUCUUUCGACUAUCAUGGCUGCUGCUGUAACAGGGAGCUUGCGGCAGGCCUUUCCUUUGCCUCUGCAUUGUUACAUCAUGGGGGUAGCACCUUGGCGGGCUGCUGGACGCAGCGGGGAGGGAAGGGUGCUCGCUCUCCCUGCGCGUGUGGGCAAGGCCCCCAUGCCAGCAAGAGACACUUUGCGCACCCCAGAUACAUACAAAGCGGUGCAGCCAGAUACAUACAAAGCGGUGCAGCCAGAUACAUACAAAGCGGUGCAGCCAGAUACAUACAAAGCGGUGCAACCAGAUAUAUACAAAGCGGUGCAGCCAGAUACAUACAAAGCGGUGCAGCCAGAUACAUACAAAGCGGUGCAACCAGAUACAUACAAAGCGGUGCAGCCAGCUACAUAUGAAGCGGUGCAACCAGAUAUAUACAAAGCGGUGCAGCCAGAUACAUACAAAGCGGUGCAGCCAGCUACAUACAAAGCGGUGCAACCAGAUACAUACAAAGCGUCCGCUGCAGCGCCAUAUCCAGCAGCUGGUGAACUCCCUCAAGAGACAUCAGAGGGGGAAGAACCCCACUCAGCUCGUGCUCGCAGCAGCACCUCUCCGAGCCAACUUCCGCAACGCUACGCGAACUAA